AUGGCCGUUCACCUAGGACACGCUUUCCUGUGUGGGAAGAAAGAUGGUGAGGAGGGGAAGGCCGCCCUUCCCCUCCAACAAGGAACCCGCUGGGGCCGGCAGGCCGUGCCCCAGCGUCUUCCCGCGUCCGACCCGACACCGCCCCCGGCCCACCGCGCGCUAGGACGGCGCCGCGCACCCUCGGCCGCCGGGCUUCAUCCCCGUCCUCGUCCCUCGUCCCUCGUGCGCGCUGCGCCGCCGAAACUCCCGCUCUGUGCCGGGGACCGAUCCCUGCACUGCGCCCCGCCGUCGGGCUCCGGGGCGCCGGGGGGCCCGGGCGGCGAGUGCCCCUCUCCGCGCGCCCCGCCCCGGACGCGCCGCCCGGGCCACCCACCUGGUGGGGCCGAGCCGUCCGGCGGCGGGGCCGGCGCUGCGGCCCGCGGUUCCCGCUCCCGGCCCGGGCUGCUGGCGGCGGCGCGGCUGUUACUACAGGAAGGAGCCGAGAGCAGCGAUUUCCUCCUCAAAGGUCAGCUGCCUCCGACAGGCCAUACACAGCGCGCGAGCUCUCGCCGACACCCUCCCGCCUCCGCCCUCGGUCGCGGGCUCCCGGGCGAGUGCGCGGCGGCGGCGGCGGCGGCGGGCGGGGUGUGCCCGGACGGCGGGGUCCCCCGGGAGUCCCGGCCAGCCCUCGCCUGCGGCUCCGCGGGAGCGUCCCGGGAACGUGGCGGGCAGCAGGCGCAGGAGUACCCACGGGAUGGGGCAAGCCAGCAAGAUACUGGCCGGAGUGGCACUCUGCUCUCUUCUCUGUAUCAGCCCCGCCUUCCCCGGAUAGUGCAACAUGGCCCCAGGACUCUGGAUGGAGAGGGUGGAGAGGUGACCCUGUCCGGGGAGGCAGGGGGAUCGUCGGGCUUUCCUGAGAGCCAACCCUUUUGCUCUGGCUGGAAGGGAGCCCAGACAGGUGCACCCUGGAACAGUGGCGGGAUCCAGUCUGCCCGGGCGCAUGUAAACUGCUGUGCCCAUCUAGGCUUUCUGCCCGCUCGCUUCUCGGGUGGAGGGAGAGGACCCGGCACGCAGGCCUCGGGCUCGGGGGAGGGAGGUGGGCGGGCCGCGGAGGGGGGCCAAUCAACACGACCACAACGGCCGGCCCGAGCCCUGCUAGUGGUGGUCGGUGCCACCCAAACAAAGCAGCAUGCUCGCGGCCCCGGGGGCCUCGGGGAGCCGAGUUGGGAAGACACCCACCUCCGCCAAGAGGGGUUGCGCGCGGCGUCGGCCCCGCCGAGCGUGCCGCCACCUCGGGUGCGACCAGGGGGCUCCGGCUCCGUCCAGACGGACGGUGGGGGGGGUGCGAGGCACCACCGGGCUCGCGAGCGCGCGCCGGGCGGAACCAGGAAGCGGCGCGCGUCCCCGGGCCUCCGCGCGCGAGCGGCGCGCGCGCCCCCGUGGGCCCGGGCGGGAGGAGAGUCCGCGGCCGGAGCCGUCACCCCAGGCGGGGACCGAGCGCAGGCGACUACGCGCGGCGGCCCGGCCAAGGGAGCGAGCGAGCGAGCGAGCGGACAGGCGAGCGACAGAGAGAGCCGGGCCGGAGCAGCCGCUGGCGCCCGAGGGGCCGAGCGAGGUAGGAGCUGCGGGGCAGCCCGGGGCCCGGGGCAGGGGGAGCGAGGCUGGGGAGACCGCCCGGGCGGGGCCCAGCGCUCCGGCCGCCAGACGCCCGGCAGGGCCGCGCCGCCGCCAUCGCUCCCGGGCCGUGAGGCGGCCUCGGUGGCGGAGAAGGGAGUCGGGGCGGGCUGCACAGGGGCCUGGGGGCGACGUUGGGGCGCGCGAGGAGGUCGUGCGGCGGCUGUGGCGGGGCGGAGGGCGUACAGUGCAGAGACUGUGCGCGCGCGCGUGUGA
Messenger RNA from Cynocephalus volans (Philippine flying lemur), 1869 nucleotides. Its product is annotated as collagen alpha-1(III) chain-like. The record is from RefSeq and is a predicted model, not a curated record. Lineage: Eukaryota; Metazoa; Chordata; Mammalia; Dermoptera; Cynocephalidae. The transcript is spliced from 6 exons. The coding region runs from base 1 to 1869 and encodes 622 amino acids.